UGAACCGAGAUGGGGGGACGGCACGUGUUGAUUCUCUGUGUGUCGCUCAUCAAUGCUGUACUGGGGUCCCACAUGCAGGGUGGGUCUAUGUCAUUCAGACCACGUGAGAAAUAUUCCAACGGAUGGGUGGUUGAUUUUAAAUACGAAACAGCAUUUACUGAUCCAUCAUAUAGAUUUUCUUGGGGCUGUAAUUCUGGAAAUUGUGGUAGUGAGUUUCAGAACACCGUUAUACCCAUGGAAAACAGGACCUCCAGCCCCAGCCAUUGGUACCAGGAUGAAGGAUAUAUGAAAAGACGUGUACCUAUCGACAAACCUUUCCAACUAAGAGAGAGCAGUUGCUGCUGGGUAUAUAACGUUUACACAGAAGGAGGAUGGGAACUUUUAACAGCAGUGGAUUUAGGAACAAGAUCUGAUACCAAGAAACCCAACUCCUCUCCUGUGACUACUAUCAUUCCAAUUUUAAGGAUUCCACAGAACUGUGCAACCACUAUUACGUUAUUGGCCCAUGACCCGGAUGGAGACCUUGUAACCUGCCAAUAUGGAUAUUACUAUGGGGAAUGCGGAUUAUGUAACCACUAUUUUUCUGUAGAUCAGAGGCGCUGUAUUAUAUCUUUUCCAUCGGGGAUGAGCACAGGCUCCUAUGUCAUGGAAAUGGUUUUGGAAGAUUUCCCCAACAAAAACAUUCACCUUACCUAUUAUGACCGGACAGUGGUCUACAAAAAUAGUCCUUACCAUCGCAAGACCCGAGAGGCACCAAACAAAUCAGACAAGUAUUGGUACUGGGAUUAUACAAGUGUAGAAACAUUGACAGAUUCAUAUGAAUUCACAGACUCUGUCACAGAUUAUCCUGAUUAUGAAUUGUUAACCACAUUUACAGAGGACAUUCAGACUCCCGAGUAUCCCGAAGACACUACUCAACUUACAGAAACUUCUAUAGAUACUACAUUUUUUCUCCUCUCAGAAAUUACUGAAGGUACUGUUACGGAAGCAGGUACAGAAGAUUUUGAGGAAACCACUGAUGUUCAAGAGGCAACUCAUCAAUUUACCACUGAGGAUGUGGCCUUCCCAUAUGAAACUACUGGAUGGGAUUUCUACCCAACUCAACAACAUGAAACAGUAACGAUUACAGAUGAUCCUGAUCUUGAAGUUUCGAGUCAUCUCCCAGAAACUACUGUAGGCCCUUUUGCGGAAACAACUGCACAAUAUUUUGAGGAAACCACUGAUGUUCAAGAGGCAACUCAUCAAUUUACCACUGAGGAUGUGGCCUUCCCAUAUGAGACUACUGGAUGGGAUUUCUACCCAACUCAACAACAUGAAACAGUAACGAUUACAGAUCAUCCUGAUCUUGAAGUUUCGAGUCAUCUCCCAGAAACUACUGAAGGCCCUUUUGCGGAAACAACUGCAGAAUAUUUUGAGGAAACCACUGUUGUUCAAGAGGCAACUCAUCAAAUUUCCACUGAGGCCGUGACCAUCCCAUAUGAGACUACUGGAUGGGAUUUCUACACAUCUGUACAACAACCAAUCUAUACAAACUCCUUGAGUAGAAUCCCUCUGCAGUUUUUAGUAGAAGCCACUAGUCCGGCUCCAACCUGUUCAUUUGGCGAAUACAGACCGAGAUUUCUUUCUCCGACUCCCAGUCAUGGAACAAAGUUGCUGGUCAACGCUGGAAGAAAAUUCCAACUUCACCUUACUGCGCAAGCAGCAUAUGAAAGAAUUUCAGACUUUAAAGUCAGUGGGCUUCCCGGUAUGACCAAGACAUUUACAUCCUCAUCACAAUCGAAUACAAGGAGUAUGGUCGUGGAAUGGACACCAAAGGAAGAUAAUGUAGGAGAACACGUGGCUGUUUGCUUUGUGGCAGAAACUACAAAUGGGUACCAGUCAGAACUACGAUGUGUCGUGGUAGUAAUAGGACCCUCAAAAUUAGACACCUCCUUGAUAUGCCAUGAUAACACCAUGACUUUGAUCAUUGCUACGUCAGCAAAUGAUCAACUUAAUAACAUCCAGUUACGCCUGAAUGAUCCCAAGUGUCUGGUUAGCUCCAACAACACCCACCUUAUAGCCAGUGUUGGAUACAACUCCUGUGGGACAGUGACCGAGGAAACGGAGGAAAAUAUAGUGUUCAAAAACACAGCCACCAACCACGACAUGUCCUCUGUGAUCACAAGACAAAAUGGGAUUUCUAUCCCUUUUAACUGUUCCUUCCCUAAAAAGAACAGAGUAUCGGCCUCAUUCCGUGCCCAUAGGUCAGAUUUCAUAUUCACUGAGGCCGGCUUUGGUAAUUUCACCUACAAGAUCCAGUUCUUCACAGACAGUCGGUUUGUGGAGGUGAACACACAGUCUCCUCUGGAGGUCAUACUGAAGGAACUACUGUAUAUGGAGAUUCAGGUUUCUUCAUCAGUGCCCAAUAUCGAGCUAUUUGUGGAGUCCUGUAAGGCCACGCCACAUGACAAUCCGUCCGAUCCCAUCUUCUAUAACAUCAUCGAAAACGGGUGUAUAAAGGAUAACACAGUGGUGGUUUAUCCCGGAUCAAAUACAAAGUACAGGUUUGCAAUGGAGGCCUUUGGAUUCAUUGGAGAUUAUCCAGAGGUUUACAUGAACUGCAUUGUUAUCUUAUGUAAGACGGGAGCUCCAAAUACACGUUGUACCCAGGGCUGUGUCACAAACUCAAUGGAAGCUUCCAGCAGAUACAGAAACAGACGAUCUUUAAUAUCGGAGUCUCAGCAGCACUUUAUCUCUCAGGGCCCUAUGAGCAUGAAGAGAGAGACUGUCACUGACAAAGGUGAAGAGAAAACCUCUGCGUUGAAUGUAAACACGUUGGUGAUCGCGCUGUCAGUAAUGGCCACUGUGGGGAUGAUCUCAGUAACGUUAAAUAUCUACAUGAAGAGAGUCAGGACUGCCAGAUAUCAGAGACUUCAUACACAAGAUUUCUGAUCCCUGUAGAAGCAAAAGGAACUCUACUAAAACAUCAGCGCAUUAUACAUAAUUAUUAAGAUCAAUAAGAAACCAACAUUUCUUGGGCAUUGCUGGAGCUUAGAUUGCUAUUCCCAUGUUUAAAGUGCUCUGGUACUUAAAGUGAACCUUCAGUAAUUUUUUCAUCUUUCCAUCUAUUAAAUUCUCUGCCCUUAUUGUUUUAA
Molecule: messenger RNA, 3134 nt
Organism: Rana temporaria (common frog)
Lineage: Eukaryota; Metazoa; Chordata; Amphibia; Anura; Ranidae
Exons: 13
Coding region: 10-2931 (973 amino acids)
Source: RefSeq, a predicted model, not a curated record